Molecule: messenger RNA, 798 nt
Organism: Xenia sp. Carnegie-2017
Lineage: Eukaryota; Metazoa; Cnidaria; Anthozoa; Malacalcyonacea; Xeniidae
Product: tyrosine aminotransferase-like
Exons: 8
Coding region: 1-783 (260 amino acids)
Biological process (GO): biosynthetic process
Molecular function (GO): pyridoxal phosphate binding
Source: RefSeq, a predicted model, not a curated record
AUGGUCAUCAUGUGUCUAUAUGUGACAAAGAAAAAAAGGACGAAGAGAAGGCUGACAAACAGAGGAAGUCAGAAGUCUUUCGAGACAAACAGGGCAAAACAAGAUGGGAAGCUUAAUGUAGCAAGGCGGGAAUGGUUAGAGGUCAACACUUUUGGUGGUGGAAUAAAUGAAGGUGAUCCCACAGUUUUUGGCAACCUACCACCAAGUGAGGAAUGUGUUCGGGCGCUCUGUGACGCAAUAAAGUCAGGAAAGGACAACUGCUACAAGCCAGCUCAUGAAUGCAAAGAGGCACAAAAUGCCGUUGCAAAAUACAGUCCAACACCUGAAUACAUCGUGGAUGCUGAGGAUGUUGUGUUGGCCAGCGGUUGCUCUGGAGCAAUCGAGAUAGCAUUGAACGCCCUGGUUGAUCGUGGUGAUAACAUCUUAAUUCCAAAACCUGGUUUCUCUCUUUACAAAUGCACCUGUGGAUCGCGGAAGAUUAAGACACGAUUUUAUAAACUCAUUCCUGAAAAUGGUUGGGAAGUCGACUUGGACGAUAUGGCUUCACUUAUUAACGAGAGAACAAAGCUUAUUGUCGUUGUCAACCCAUCAAAUCCCUGUGUUUCUGUGUACAAAAGAGAACAUUUGGAAGAAAUUUUAAACAUUGCUGAAAAAUACCGCGUCCCAGUUCUCUGUGAUGAAGUUUACGCGCAUGUCACAUUCGCCAAAGAGCCUUUCCACAGCAUGGGGAGUUUAACAAAGAAUGUUCCUGUUCUAGUUGUCGGUGGCAUCGCCAAAAGGUGAGCAUGCGCAUUUCUA